GGAGUCACACCCAAUGAAUGUGUUCGUUAAGUUCGUCCUGAGAAUGCACUAUGUAUCAACUUUGUGGUUUGCUGUUCUGUCACAGCUGUGAGUGAGGGGAAGCGUGCUUGAAGGCUGCGUGAUGUGGAAGCGGGCGUGGUUUGUGUGCGAGGGGGCGGUUCCUCGCGCAGUACAGUACAGGCGACGAGCCCUGAGAGGCGGAAGAGGAGGAACAGGAAGAGUGUUACUAACCAACUUGGGAGGGGGGGGAGCUAGAAGGUGGCGUUUGUGGCUCUAAAUAUAUUUCUUUAUCAUUUGUCCAUCUUUAGCCGGGUUUAUCAGUUGUUUUUGUAGUGUGCAGUAAAUACGGCUCGUUUCUGUUUAAAGUCGUCCUCUUGGAGCUGCUUGUUAUUACCCGGCUGAUUCAGCCUCCCCUCCUGCUGUGCGCUUUAACUGUGAACUGAACUUCCCGUUGCGGGAGACAGAGCGGGGGGGAAACGGGAACCAGUGCGCACAGGGUUGCGUUGAAAAGACGCGUUUGUUUCUUGAUGAAAAGUAGCGACGAGAGCAGAUAUCAUUAGAACUCGGUAUUGUAUUGUUAUUGUUUUUCCCUCUUGGCGGUUGUACUUGUGCACCAACGCCAAUGACAGCGCGGUUCACUGCUGCCGAGGGGAUUUAAUGGCACCCUCGAGUCGCUAGAGCUUUUUUCUUCUCCCCCCGACGAAGGACCCUCGCUCGAAGUGCACUCGGGCGCUGUCCUCACCGGGGGGUAUUUUGUUUGGAAGUCAAAACCGCUGCUUGGACUCACAAAACAAGGGACAGGCGUCUGCCCUCCCCGGCACCACCGCCAGUCACGCUGUCCGACUCUGAGGAGCUGAAACAUGGCAGGAAAUCUGAAGAAAGGCGGCGGGCUCAUUGGCAUGAUGAAGGACGCGUUUCAGCCUCACCAUCACCUCCACCACUCCCAUCACCAGCCCGGAGCCGUGGACAAAAAGACCGUGGAGAAAUGUUGGAAACUCAUGGACAAGGUGGUGCGAUUAUGCCAGAAUCCUAAGCUGGCCCUGAAGAACAGUCCUCCAUACAUCUUGGACCUGCUACCUGACACCUACCAGCAUCUUCGCACCAUCCUGUCCCGCUACGAGGGCAAGAUGGAGACGCUGGGUGACAACGAGUACUUCCGUGUCUUCAUGGAGAACUUGACGAAGAAGACAAAGCAGACGAUCAGUUUGUUCAAGGAAGGCAAAGAGCGCAUGUAUGAGGAGAACUCACAGCCAAGACGAAACCUGACCAAACUAUCUCUAAUCUUCAGUCACAUGCUGGCUGAGCUCAAAGCCAUCUUUCCCAGCGGUCUGUUCCAAGGGGAUAAUUUCAGGAUCACGAAGGCAGAUGCAGCAGAAUUCUGGAGAAGAUCAUUUGGAGACAAGACUAUUGUCCAGUGGAAGGUCUUCAGACAAGCACUGCACGAGUUUCACCCAAUCAGCUCUGGGUUAGAGGCAAUGGCCUUGAAGUCCACAAUAGACCUCACCUGCAACGACUACAUCUCCGUGUUCGAGUUCGACAUCUUCACCCGGCUUUUUCAGCCAUGGUCGUCUCUGCUGCGGAACUGGAACAGCCUUGCGGUGACUCACCCGGGCUACAUGGCUUUUCUCACCUACGAUGAGGUCAAAGCUCGCCUACAGAAGUUCAUCCACAAGCCUGGCAGCUACAUUUUCAGGCUGAGCUGCACACGUCUGGGCCAGUGGGCCAUCGGCUACGUGACUGCCGAUGGCAAUAUCCUGCAAACCAUUCCCCACAAUAAGCCUCUCUUCCAGGCUCUCAUCGACGGCUUCCGGGAAGGAUUUUAUCUGUUCCCCGAUGGCCGUACUCAGAACCCGGACCUCACAGGGCUGUGCGAGCCCUCACCGCAAGACCAUAUCAAAGUCACACAGGAGCAAUAUGAGCUGUACUGCGAAAUGGGCUCGACUUUCCAGCUGUGCAAGAUCUGCGCCGAGAAUGACAAGGAUGUGAAGAUCGAGCCUUGCGGCCACCUCAUGUGCACGUCUUGCCUGACCGCAUGGCAGGAAUCAGAGGGCCAAGGAUGCCCUUUCUGCCGCUGCGAAAUCAAGGGCACCGAGCCCAUUGUGGUUGACCCCUUCGACCCCAAGGACAACAGUGGAGGUUCCUACGGGGGCUGCAGGGGCAUGUUCGGAGCAGAGGGGGCACCUUCGCCGAGCUAUGAUGAUGACGAUGAUGACCGACUGGAAGACCCCCAUCUCAUGAUGAGCAAACUGGCUUGUACUAAAGUAGAGAGGCCUCCAUCCCCGAUGUCAAUGCCACCCCAAACGUCUUUGCCCCCAGUACCCCCACGUCUAGACCUCAUACCGCACAGACCGCCUAACCCUCCAGGGGCCUCCAGCCCCGGUGCCACAUCUAAGGCUUCCACACAUCACAAAGACAAGCCGUUGCCUCUGCCUCCAGCUCUGCGAGACCUGCCUCCACCUCCUCCUCCCGAGCGGCCUCAUUCUGCCGGAGCUGAUAGUAGAAUCCUGAGACGGCCACUGCCCUGCACGCCUGGAGAACCACCUCGUGAUAAACCACCUCCUACCCCACCCAAUCGUAGUAUGGCUGACUGGAACUUACGCCCAGUCCCCAAAGCUCCCUCUCAGAUUGCUGCUGUAGGAGGAGAGACCCGUGGGUCUCGAGAGCUCUCUAACCGGCACUCCCUUCCGCUUGCCCUGCCCUCGGCUCUUGAUGGUCAGCGGAACAGCAACUCUGCCGGUCUCGAGCACCAGCUGUGUUUUGGUGCAACAGCCUCUGGCGGACCUGAGUAUGACAACCCGAAAGUGAAGCCCUCUGCAUCGGCAAAUGCCAUUUAUUCUCUUGCAGUCAGACCCCUUCCUGCAGUGAAGCAGAUCUGUGGGGAGGAUGGCUGUGAGAAUAAUGAUGAGGAUUCUGACUACAUGACUCCCAGCUCUCUGCCUGUACUGACCACCAUGACUCCUUCACUAGGGGAGGCAGUGCCCAGGCCUCACCACCCUAACACUCCUAACUCAAGGGGCUUGCACAGUGAUCUGGACCUCGAAGGCCCACAGAUGUAUGAAGCCAUGUACAAUAUUCAGGCCCAGGCCCUUAGCACCACUCUACCUUAUCAAGCCAGUGAUUCAGACUACUCCGAGUUGCCUCAGUCGGGGAUCAGUAACGGGCCGCAAGAGACAGAGUGUGAGGAGGAGGAGGAGGAGGAGGAGGAGAAUGGCUAUGACAUUCCCAAACCGCCUCUGCCAAUAGCACGACGUACACUCUCAGAUGUGAGCGGCACAUCCGCUGCAUUCAGCCGCCUGUCUGUGGACAGCGAACCAGGAACGUCAGUCCUCUUCGACUCUGCAGAAGCUCCUGAACGGCCUCCGAAACCCCUCCCACGUCGCAUCAACUCGGACCGCAGGCCGAGCCCUGUUCCCCCCGCAGCCGCGUCCAGCAACCCGCAGAUCAGCAGUGAGAUCGAGCUGCUCAUGAGCCAGGGCUACUCCCACCAGGACAUCCAGAAAGCUCUGAUGAUCGCGCAGAACAACAUUGAGAUGGCCAAGAAUAUCCUGCGCGAGUUCGUGUCCGUCCCGUCCACGGCACACAUCCUCACAUAGCAGCCCUUCCUGAUCCACAGCGAGUCCUAUCUCUCCCUCUCUUUGCUCCAGGGCCGUCCUCCCACGAGUGUAGGUCAUUCAUGCGUGAGGCACAGGCCUUAUCCGGCUCCUGCAUGCUGUUAGCCAGCAGGAUCACCGUUCUUGAAGUCAGCCUCAUUGGCAU
Ictalurus furcatus (blue catfish) is the source of this 3756-nucleotide messenger RNA. It is a transcript of the gene cbl, whose product is annotated as Cbl proto-oncogene, E3 ubiquitin protein ligase. The transcript has 16 exons. Gene Ontology annotation, biological process: cell surface receptor signaling pathway; negative regulation of epidermal growth factor-activated receptor activity. Lineage: Eukaryota; Metazoa; Chordata; Actinopteri; Siluriformes; Ictaluridae. Gene Ontology annotation, cellular component: membrane raft; plasma membrane. Gene Ontology annotation, molecular function: receptor tyrosine kinase binding; phosphotyrosine residue binding; SH3 domain binding. The record is from RefSeq and is a predicted model, not a curated record. The coding region runs from base 861 to 3593 and encodes 910 amino acids.